ACUUGUAAAUUAGCACUCCAGACAACCAGUGUAGUGCCUGCCCAGCUGUUCCUUACCACCAGAUCAUCUUCUUCUCAUUCCAAUCCCCCCAAACACAACCCUAAUCUUACCGUUUCACAUCAACAGCCCUAAAUCCAUCAAAAAUCAUUCGAUUUCUGCAGCUAAUUUAGGGUUACACUCUCCUGUUUUCGGAUCGGAGAGAUGGAUAAAAGCAGGAGAGCAGUGGAAUCCUACUGGAGGUCAAAGAUGAUCGACGAUGCCACUUCUGACGAAGAUAAAGUCACCCCUGUUUACAAAUUGGAUGAAAUCUGUGAGCUUCUUCGUUCUUCUCACGUCUCCAUUGUUAAGGAAGUUUCUCAGUUUAUAUUCAAACGGUUGCAACAUAAGUCCCCCAUUGUUAAACAGAAGGCUUUGAGAGUGAUCAAGUACGCGGUAGGAAAGUCCGGUGCGGAUUUCAAGAGAGAAAUGCAAAGAAACUCGGCGGCCAUCCGUGAGCUAAUCCAUCACAGGGGUCAUCCCGACCCGUUAAAGGGUGACGCCCUUAAUAAAUCUGUUAGGGAAACCGCCCAAGAAGCUUUAUCCGCUUUAUUUUCCGGUGAAGACACCAGUAAACCACCACCUAACGAAGGUCUCGCCCAAAGAAUACAAGGAUUCGGAAACACCAACUUUGACCCUCCGUCAAACGAUAAGAAGUCAUUUCUUAACGAGGUGGUUGGCAUCGGAAGCGCGACGAUUAAACAGGGAUUGAAUAAUUUAACACAAACUCAAACCUCAAACAAGAAUAAUAACACAGGGACUUACAAGAGCGCGAAUCUGAGUAGAUCAUUUACUAAUGAAAAUAGUUACAGUGGUAGCCUGCCUUCUGCGCGGUUGUCAACAGAAGUGUCGGGACCGUGGGGUCAAGAGGUUAAAACAAGUCAGAUGGAUAAUUCAAGUGGCGGUUCGGGUUCGGGUUCGGGUUCGCAUUAUGCGGGUGUGAAGAGCCGCGAAGAGAGAUUGCUGGAGACGAUUGUAACAUCUGGUGGAAUUCGGUUGCAACCGACCCGAGAUGCUCUUCAAGUGUUUUUGACUGAGGCGUCCAAAUUGGAUGCAUUUGCUUUAAGUCAAGCACUUGAAGCAAAGCUUCAAUCGCAUAUGUGGCAGGUCUGUGUGAGAGGAUUAUGUGUGCUUGAGGCCAUCUUGAGGAAGAAAGACGAAGAACAUUUUCACGUCGUGGCUUCGUACUUCACCGAAAAUAUAGACGUUGUGGUAAAAUGCUCUCAAUCUCCCCAAGCUUCCGCGAGGGAAAAGGCAAAUAAGGUGUUAAGCCUUCUCACGGGAGAGCAAACCGGUAGCAGGAUGAGUCAGCAAGACAAAAACACGGAAACCGAGAUACCCAAAAUUCAGAUGCCUGAUUUAAUCGACACCAACGAUCCAAACGGGAAUGAAAAUGAGAACAAUGCGCCUGUAUCAUCAUCAACCACCUCGCUGAUGGAUGACUUUUUCGGUGAUUCUGGUACUGCCAUGCACAACAAUCAAUCUGUGAACAAUGACGACCCGUUUACAGACGUGUCAUUUCACGGCCAAAACAAUAUAGAACAACAUGAACCCGUCGAUAUCUUUUCAGGACUGGCUACUGUUGACAAAUCAAGCGAAACCCAACCGGAGUUAUUCGAUCUAUUUGGUUCUAAAGAUAACGUCAACGAUUUGAUGUCUGGUUUAUCUAUUAACGAGAACGAGUCGUCACCGUCACAGGACGGGCCUGCUCAAAAGGAAUCACUAGAAACCGCGUUUUCAGAUUCUAGUCAUUCUACGACUAAUUUAAACCCACAGAUGAACGAUGUUUUGAGUAACAUGCUUCAAUUUCAGGGACAUGGAAUGAAUCCAAAUCCUAUGAUGUUGAAUCCUAUGGAUCCUAGUACAUAUAAUACUAUGAUGUUGAAUCCGAUGUUAUUUGGUUCUCAACAGAUUAAUUAUGCUGCAAUGAGCAACCUUUUAGCGCAGCAGCAGUUUUUAUCGACAAUGAAUAAUUUGCAAUCGCAGAAUCUUGGUCCGGCAAGUAGUUCUUCGGCUUUUCCAGAUAUAUUUAAUCCGGUUAUUGCAACUCAACCGCCUACUUCAACAAUGAACAGUUCAAAGAAAGAUGAUACUAAAGCAUUUGAUUUCAUAUCUGAUCAUCUUGCUGCAGCUCGUGACCCGAAAAGGGUAAACUAAGAGAUUGAAUGGUUAAUGAUUUGAUACUUGAAUUUGGGAUUGGUUAAUGGGGGAUGGACAACAUUUGUUAAUUUAAGGUAUAGAUUUUUUUUACGAUGAUAUCAUGUCACGACUGUGUUGAAGCGCUUAGAUAUGUUGCGAUUUACAUGGUUUUUUUCAAGGGCGUGUUGUGAACCAAUUGUGAUCGUCAUUUGCGAGUUCAAAUUAUGUAUUCAUACUUGAUUUUUUUUUUUUUUUUAAAUUUAAUGGCAUUGUUUGGUCUA
Messenger RNA from Helianthus annuus (common sunflower), 2456 nucleotides. Its product is annotated as protein MODIFIED TRANSPORT TO THE VACUOLE 1. Gene Ontology annotation, molecular function: ubiquitin binding; phosphatidylinositol binding. Bases 202 to 2193 code for a protein of 663 amino acids. The transcript is spliced from 5 exons. The record is from RefSeq and is a predicted model, not a curated record. NCBI's taxonomy places the organism in Eukaryota, Viridiplantae, Streptophyta, Magnoliopsida, Asterales, Asteraceae. Gene Ontology annotation, cellular component: trans-Golgi network membrane.